Aspergillus calidoustus is the source of this 1899-nucleotide messenger RNA. The record is from the annotation of a GenBank genome assembly. NCBI's taxonomy places the organism in Eukaryota, Fungi, Ascomycota, Eurotiomycetes, Eurotiales, Aspergillaceae.
CACGGAACGAGCAUCUCGUACGGGAAUGGAAGGUCCAUUUCGGCGAGCAAGCCGGAUCGCAGCCACCACUAUCAAUCCAUCCCGUUUCAUCACAAGCAGCGACCAAUGGCUCGAUCAUCCCUGGCACGCCCUUGACAGCAAUCUCCGCAUCGCUUCCAACUUGUCUCGCCCUCCAGACUCCCUCCUUUAUAAUCCCUGUCGGCGACCAAAAUUCUGCGACCGCUGUCCCGCUUCUUUUUUGGCGGCCAGUUUUCGCUCGUUCACCUUCUCCUAGUUCUCAUCAGUGAGUCGCAACGCGCAAUGGCAGGACACGAGAUCAAGAGUAUCCACGCCGAACCCCAUGAGCUUGAGAGCUCAAGCAGGGGCAAAGGCUACUCCGAUGACCUCGCUCUGGCACGGCUGGGGAAAAAGCAAGUGCUCCGGCGGAACUUUGGCAUGAUUUCGCUGUUGGGAUUCAGCUGCACGAUUCUGGUUACCUGGGAAGGUUUCGCAUGCUUGUUCCUUCAGCCGCUGACCAAUGGUGGUCCAGCCGGAGCUGUCUAUGGCUUCCUCUUUGUCUGGCUUGGCACUGCCUGCGUUUUUGCUGUGCUAUCCGAGUUGGCAUCCAUGGCUCCGACUUCUGGUGGACAGUACCAUUGGGUUUCCAUGCUGGCUCCUCCCUCUAGUGUCAAGUUCCUGAGUUACAUCACCGGAUGGCUCACAUUGAUCGGAUGGCAGGCGACAUUCGCUACAGCUGCCUUUCUAACGGGUACCAUGAUCCAAGGUCUCGCUGUUCUCACUCACCCAGAGUACACUCCAGCGAACUGGCAUCCAACCUUCUACUACUGGGCCGUGGUGGCCUUUGCCGUGGGGAUUAAUAUCGUCGGCCGCAGCGUGCUUCCCAAAUUCGAAGGCCUCAUCCUCGUUGUCCACAUUCUCGGCUUCUUUGCUGUUUUGAUUCCCCUCGUUUCGCUGGCAGACGCGGGCUCGGCAAAGGAUGUCUUUACGCAGUUUAUCAAUGAGGGUGGGUGGGAUACCCAAGGCCUUUCUUUCUUCGUCGGCCUUAUUGGGUGUGUUUUUGCGUUUGCGGGUGGUGACGCCGCUGUCCAUAUGUCGGAAGAAAUCGAAAACGCGGUCGUGGUUGUUCCCCGCUCGAUCCUCCUCAGCGUCUUGAUCAAUGGAAUGCUGGGCUUCGGCAUGAACCUUGCUCUACUCUUCUGUCUUGGUGACCUCCAGACAGCCCUCGAGUCUCCAACAGGCUAUCCCUUCAUGGAGGUCUUCCGAUCGGGGACCGGCUCAGUUGGCGGUGCAGCGGCAAUGACCUCCAUUGUAAUCACCGUCUGCAUCACAUCGACAACAGGCAUGAUGGCCGCAACAUCCCGCCAGCUCUGGGCCUUUGCGCGCGACCGCGCGGUCCCAGGCUGGAAAAUCUGGACAUACGUUUCCCCCAGCACGGCAAUCCCAACGUACGCAGUCGUCCUGACGACGAUGAUCGCCGCCCUCCUCGCCCUAAUCCCCAUCGGCUCCGCCGUGGCCUUCAACCAGCUCUGCGCAAUGUCUAUCUCCGGCCUCUACAUCUCCUACAUCCUCGUUGCCGCCCUCCUCCUCUGGCGCCGUCUGGAUGGCAGCAUCGGACUAACAGCCGACGCCGACGAGACGGUCAACACGAUUGGGUCGCGACUGGUGUGGGGUCCAUUCCGUGUCCCUGGCAUAUUUGGUGUCGUCGUUAACGUGUUUGCGAUCAUCUAUGCGCUUAUUGCGGUCUUUUUCAGCUUUUGGCCGAGCGUUACGCCUGUUACGGUGCAGACUAUGAAUUUUAGUAUCGUCGGGACUGUUGGUGUUAUUUCGCUGAGUGUGGUUUAUUACUUUGUGCGCGCGAGGCAUGUUUAUUCGGGGCCGAUUAUUGAGACGGCGCCCUGA